AUGGCCACCAAGAAGAUUUUGCUCCUCGGAUCGGGUUUCGUCGCAGAGCCCUGCGUUGAGUACCUCUGCCGUCGUCCCGAGAACAAGCUCACCAUCGCUGCCAGACGUCUCGCCAUUGCUAAGGAGCUCGCCGGUGGUUAUACCAACACCACUGCCAUCUCCUUGGAUGUCAACGAUGAGGUUGCCCUGGAUGCUGCCAUUGCCGAGCACGACAUUGUCAUCUCCUUGAUCCCCUACACCUACCACGCCCAGGUCAUCAAGUCUGCCAUCAAGUCCAAGACCAACGUCGUCACCACCUCCUACGUCUCCCCCGCCAUGAUGGCCUACGACGAGGCUGCCAAGGCUGCUGGUGUUGUUGUUAUGAACGAGAUUGGUGUUGACCCCGGUGUUGAUCACUUGUAUGCCCUCAAGACCAUCAACGAGGUCCACGCCGAGGGUGGAAAGGUUCUUUCUUUCUUGUCCUACUGCGGUGGACUUCCCGCCCCCGAGGCCUCUAACAACCCUCUCGGCUACAAGUUCUCCUGGUCCUCCCGUGGAGUCCUCCUCGCCCUCAAGAACAACGCCAAAUUCUACGAGAACGGUGAGAUUGUCGAGUACUCAGGCAACGACCUUAUGAACUCUGCCAAGGCCAUCCCCAUCUACCCAGCCUUCGCCUUUGUCGGUUACCCCAACCGUGACUCUUCCCCUUACAAGGAGCGUUACAACAUCCCCGAGGCCCACACCAUCCUCCGCGGUACCUUGCGUUAUGCUGGAUUCCCCGAGUUUGUCAAGACCUUGGUUGAUAUUGGGUUCUUGGAUGAUGCUCCUCAGGACUUUUUGGCUGCUGACGCCUCCGAGAUCGCUUGGAACGACGUUGUCGCUAAGCGUCUUGGUUCUUCCAGCAAUGCUGAGGCUGACCUUGUCGAGUUGAUCAAGGAAAAGUCGACCGUCAAGGGCGAUGAUAUCGACCGCAUCGUCAAGGGCAUGAAGUGGUUGGGUAUGUUCUCGGCGACCCCUGUGACCCGCCGCGGCAACUUCCUCGACACCUUGUGCGCGACUCUUGAGGAGAAGAUGAUGUACGGCAAGGGCGAACGCGAUAUGGUCAUGCUCCAGCACAAGUUCGAGGUCGAGCUCAAGGACGGCACUCAGCAAACCCGCACGUCGACGAUUCUGGAAUACGGCAACCCAGAGGGCGCCUCGGCAAUGGCUCGUUUGGUUGGUAUGCCCUGUGGUGUUGCGACCCAGUUGGUCUUGGAUGGCGUUAUCCGUACCCCCGGUAUCUUGGCCCCCAUGUCUGCAGAUAUUAACGAUCCUCUGAUCAAGGGUAUUGAGGCCGAAGGUGUUGUCUGUCACGAGGAGAUUCUGUAA
Molecule: messenger RNA, 1347 nt
Organism: Linnemannia hyalina
Lineage: Eukaryota; Fungi; Mortierellomycota; Mortierellomycetes; Mortierellales; Mortierellaceae
Source: the annotation of a GenBank genome assembly